UGGUCAUUUUAUUCAGUUUUGACCACUGAUUCAUGUGAUAUAUAUUUUGUUUAUAUUUAUUACACAACAUUGUCCAGUUUAUCAGACAAGUUUUGAUGUCAGUUGUAUUAUUCCAGGAGUAUGGAUGGACAGCAUUAAUGUGGGCUGCCAGUAGAGGACACCUGGAGGUCUGUAGACUUCUCAUUGAUACAGGAUGUAAGAUCGACACCACAACAAUCAAUGGAUACACAGCUUUACAUCUGGCUGCUGAGGAGGGACAUCUACAGGUCACAAGAUAUCUUGUAGAACAAAGAGGUAUCAGUCCCUUGGUUACAACACAUGAGGGUAAAACUCCAUAUGAUCUUGCAGCAGCAAAUCUGAAGUUUAAUAAAAGUAACAAAGAAGUAAUGAAAUACUUGCAGACAGUCAUGUCAGAGAAAUCCUCAAGUGUUACUGCUGGACCAAGGAUUGAAGAUUUCGACCGACCUGCCAUGUUGAACAAAUUGCUUGGCAGUGGAAGCUAUGAAUCAUUUGACAUGCGCUGCAUGGUGACCGGGCAAUUCGCAGUUGGGAAAUCAAGUCUGGUCAAGCUUUUAGUGGGGGAUAAUGUUCCAGAAGGGAGACGUCCCACUGAUGGCAUUUCCCUCGUAGAAGGUCGCUGUGGACUUGAUAUUGAGACCAGAAAUUGGAUCAUGAUUGAUCCAGCAACUUACAAUGCCUUGGAUGUUGUAUACAAUAAAGUGUUAAUGACCUCCGUAGAAGAAGAUGAAAGUAAACAAACAAAAACACCAGGAAAACAUGAAUCUGAUGCCAAACCUGUUGAUAGUCAAAAUAAAGAAGAUACUCAUUCUCAGAAGUCAGAAGCUACCAAGUCAACAGCUUCCCCUGUGAACCUCUCGGGUGAACCCUCUACACAGCCACCAGCAGCCCAAUCUUUGUCACCACAGAUGUCCUCUGGUGAGUCUAAAAAACAGCAAAUGAAGAAGAAAAUGACAACCAAAAUGACCAAAAAGGAAAUAAGAAAGAGAAUGGAGAAAGUCCUCAAAAGUGGGAAAUAUAAGAUGAAAGUUGGAAGACUCAUCUUCUGGGACUUUGGUGGACAGUAUGUCUAUUACACAACACACCAGACAUUCAUGACUUUCAGAGCUUUGUUUCUAGUAGUUUUUGAUGGAAGUAAAAGAUUGAAUGAAGAAGUCCCUGAUGUACUGUGUUUUCCAGGGCAGCACAUGACACCAACCCCAGCAGUCUUCUUACUGCACUGGGUAAACUCAAUCCUAACCUAUUGUAAAGUGGUGUAUGCUGGCAUCCCUAAGAUCUUGUUUGUUGCAACCCAUAAAGACAAGGUACCAGUGGAGGAUGUGGAAACCAGACGUGCACUACUGUACAGUGAAGUAGAGGACUUGUUUAAGGACCAUGAGGGACGAAAUCAUCUUGUUCUUGACAAACAAAUAUUUGUCAAUGCAACUGAUAAAGAUGAUCUAGAAAUUGAAGCCCUGAAGAAAGCCAUCACAGAGCUUACUUUCGAUCAUCCGUGUUGGGGGGAAAAGAUGCCAAACGCUUGUGUCCCCCUUGAACUGGAGAUAGCAGAGUUGGUUGCUGCAGGAAAAGAAAUCCUGUCAUUGGAAGAAGUUGAAGAAUUGAAUGCAAUCAGCAAGGUGUCAGUUCUGGAUUUAGAACAACUUCAUGAUUUCCUUCAUUUCCAGCACUCGCUGGGGAAGAUCAUGUACUUUGAUACCCAGCAGCUCAGAGAUUAUGUCAUAAUCAACCCACUACUCAUGGUGGAGGUUAUGAGGUCCUUUGUGACAGACAAAUUAUUUUGGCCAAAGAAAAGAAGAAUGCAGGAAAUUUUCAGGAGAAUGUCAGACAGUGGGAUAAUAUGCAGAGGAGACCUGUACAACAUUUGGGAACAAAAGGACUUCCGGGCAAUCCUUCCAUACAGGGAGUUUAUAUUCAACAUCCUCAUUCAUUUAGACAUUCUUGCAGAGCAACGUAGGUAUGAUACAGCGACAGGAAGUCGGUUACCAGUAGAUAACUUCUUUGUUCCCUGUAUGGUCACAGAAAGAAAUACCACCAGCUUCAUGGACAAAGAAUGUACACCAGAGAGAGCUAUAUGUUUAGCGUUUGUUUUUAAAGGGACUGUCAUACCACCAGCUUUGCCCAAUCGUCUGAUCAGUGCAUGUCUGAGCAUGUGGACUUUAAAGCAGUAUGAAGGGAGAAAGCUCCUCUUUUCAGGAUUUAUUGUAGUAUCAUUUGACAAGGCACAUGAUAUUGUAGUAUGCGUUGAAGGCAACAAGAUUACUCUAUAUGUAGUCCAUAAAACCUCUGCUGGACUUAUAAUACCAGAUAUAGCCACUGGAGUUAAGGAAUGCUUGGUUAUUACAAUGGAAAGAAUUUCAGACUUUUAUCAGUCCACGAUCCAUGAAAAACGCAGCCAACAAUUACCUUUCCAUAUUGAAUAUUCAUGUUCCAAGUUAAAAUGCUUCAUCAGUGAAGAAGAAGCUUUGCAGACAAAUGAAUGGGUUUGUGACGAGCAUAACCUAACACAUAGAGCAGGAAACUACACUGUUUGGAACCAAGAUAAGAAGAAGGAACAGUGUGAGGAGAAUUGUCCAGGUCUUAGUGAUAAUGCUUUGAACAAGAGACCAAGUGAUAUUGAAUUGUUGCGUUUUUCAAACAACUGUUCUCCAAGCCAAAUGGAUGAAUUAGUAGUACAUCUAGAUAUGUUUGAGAAAUCAGAAAAGAUAAAAAAAAAUUAUCCAACAGAUACAGAGGUUGCAAGUUUUUUGGUAUUAGCAAAAUGGAAAGAGAUAAAACAUGAGUGCAAUUUCAAAGCCUUGGCAGAAGCACUGAGCAAAAUGGAUGUAUCAACACAUGUUUUGUGUCAAGUAAGAAGAGUCAAAAUAGCAGAAACAGACAUUCCUUUGGAAUAUCUAGAUUGUAUUCCAACAGAUGAGGUUUUAGAUGCAUUAUCAUCAAGAAUUGGUCAGGUAUACUUUCAACUUGGUACUGAAGUUGGACUCUCAAUUGCAGACCUAGAAAAUAUUCAGACCAAUAUUCCAAGAGACUUAGAAGCUCAGAAUAGGGAAGUCUUGAUCAAAUGGAGAGAAGACCGAACAGUAAAACCUACAAUAAGGGUCCUUGUACAGGCACUAGUAAACAUUGGGAGAGGAGCAUAUUGUUUACAGGAAAUUCUUGAUAAUGUAGAUCUCAAUACCCUUAGAUGCUUUGAAGAAGAGAGAGAUAAAGAUAAAGGAGCAAUUAGCAAGAAAUCUAAGAAAAAAACAGAACAUCACAGUCAGCAAAAGAUGUCAAAAAAAUGUCCAAUAUCUUGAAAUAGGCACCAUUUAUAAUUAAAUAUAUUUAGAACAACUAUGUAAUCUGAUGAAAAAGUAAAAGAUAGACAAUAACCGAGGUGAAAAAUAUCAAGUUGAAUCAAGACUCAUUAUUUUAAGAUGUAUAUUAACUCUAAAGAUUUUGAACUUUAAUCACACAUCUUAUAUCACACUUGGUAGGGACAAUUUCUUUGCAGUGUAGUAAUUUUUUGUGGUUCUUUUAGAUAAGAACAAUACAUCUUGGCCAAUGUAACAUUAACUACUUUUAAAUUCAAUUUUUUUUUCAAUCAUAUCCGGUGUUUUUGUCUUGCCUCUCCCUUAGUCCAUAGUCCAGUGACUUUGAAUUAAUUAGCAAUUUUCAAUGUUAAGUUUUCUGUUUAAGUUAGUUUGAUAGGAACUUCUUGUGAUAGAUCAAUGAUACUCCCUUUAUAGUUGCAUUACUAUCAGUUUGACGACUAUUUUGAUGCCCUGCCCCCUACGUCAUGGUCAAAUGACUUUGAAUUAAUUAGCAAUUUUCAAUGUUAAGUUGUCUGCUUAAGUCAGUUUGAUAGGAACUACUUUUGAUAGAUCAAUGAUACUCCCUUUAUAGUUGCAUUACUAUCAGUUUGACGACUAUUUUGAUGCCCUGCCCCCUACGUCAUGGUCAAAUGACUUUGAAUUAAUUAGCAAUUUUCAAUGUUAAGUUGUCUGCUUAAGUUAGUUUGAUAGGAACUACUUUUGAUAGAUCAAUGAUACUCCCUUUAUAGUUGCAUUACUAUCAGUUUGACGACUAUUUUGAUGCCCUGCCCCCUACGUCAUGGUCAAAUGACUUUGAAUUAAUUAGCAAUUUUCAAUGUUAAGUUGUCUGCUUAAGUCAGUUUGAUAGGAACUACUUUUGAUAGAUCAAUGAUAUUUUCUAUAAAGUUGCAUUAUUAUCAGUACAUAUCAGUUUGAUGACUUUUUCGUCUCCCUGCUUCUGUAUGUCAUGGUUCUGUGACUUUCAAUUAUUAUCAAUUUCCAAUGCUAAGUUUUCUGCUUCAGCUAGUUUGAUAGGAACUACUUACAAUAUUUUCUAUAAAGUUACACCACUGUCUGUACAUCUCAGUUUGUUGACCAUUUCAAGGCUCUGUCCACUAGUUCAUGGUCCAGCUACUUUUAAUUAAUAAGCGAUGACGCUGUCCAUCAGAUUAUCUCUUUCAGAAUGUUAUGCCGACAGGUGAGACAUAUCUCUGUGCCAACAGUUUAUCUUUUAUAUAUUCAACUCUAUUACACUAUAUUAAUCUUUUUAGCUCACCUGGCCCAGCUUUUCUCAUCACUUUUCAACUUCUUCUAGAGAACCACUGAAUGGAAUGAAACCAAACAUGGCAUGAAUGUUCCUUAUGAGGUGCUGAGCAAGUGUUGUUACUUUGCAGUCGGUCCAUCAUCCAAGAUGGCCGCCAGUGGGGGACUUAAACUAGUUUAACAUAGGACCAUAUUGGAAAUACAUACAAAUGUCUUCUGCAAGAGUGCCACUGAAUGGAAUGAAACCAAACAUGGCAUGAAUGUUCCUUAUGAGGUGCUGACUAAGUGUUGCUACUUUGUUGCUGAUUUACGGUUCAAGAUGGCCACCAGGAUAUUUGAUUAAAUAACGGGACCAAUAUUAAACCAAAUUUAGCCUCAAUUAUUAUUUGGGUAUCUGUUAUGAUUUUUAUCUAUCUUUACAUGAUUUCUAAAACCAAAGUAAAGUCAGGUGAACGACACAGGCUCUUGAGAGCCUCUAGUUGUUUUUGUUUUUAAUUUUGUUGAAAGUUCAAUAAGAUAUCCAUUGUUAGAGAGCCAGCUAGCAUGGUUAUUGUUACUUUUAACACACAAUCGGUGAACUGAUUCAUUAACUUAUAAAUCUGUCACUCUAGAAAAAUUUGAUAAUUUUGUGGGUAUUUAUUUCUAUGUUGAAUAUUAUAUGAGCUGCGUCCGAUAGAAAUCUACCUCAUGCAAAUGAAUAUCAUAUUUCGGGUUGAAAAAAAUAUAUAUGUAAAGUGUGUAACUCUUUGAAAAUUGAGUUGUUAUGAUAACCCUACAAAACAGAACAAAAUUAAUUUUUGAUUUCGUAUUUGAAUGUUCCAAAAUCAAUCAAAGUCUUUAUGUGCACUUACAUAAGGUCAAUUUCUAUCUGACGCAGCUCAUAUUUAUUCAGCAUCAAUUACCAAUCUGAUCUUCAUUUAUGUUCAAAGGGUAUAAGGGUUCAUAACCCCAUCAAGGUAACCAAUCAAAUUGCAUGAUUAGCUGGGAUAUUAGAUAAUUUGUUAUACAGGAUCUUCAGAAUGUUUAAAGUAGAAAUUCGUUCUGUAUAUUUGUAAAUGUAGGUAAAUGUAUUGUAGUCUUUUAGUCUAUGUACCUUCACAUGAUAAUGGAUCAUCAAAAGGCUCUGAAUUUGGAUUUUUUUCACAUAAUUUGCAUAUGUUUCCAAUUUUGAGAAUAUUGUUGUAUCUUCAGUACAGUUUGUUCAGAUCCUUUGUCUCUAACAUAUAAUUUUUAAUUACAACUAAAAACAGAUUAUGCAACUCUAUUGUCAUUGUCUUUUGCACUGCAAUAAUAGUUGAAUAAAGUUCUAAUUUCCUCUUCCUAAUCAAAAGAUUAUUUACUCAAUGCCUUGGCAAUGGCUUAAUUCAAUAUUUGAAAAGAAAUGAUAUGUGUAAUUUUUUUCAUAUUUAUUUUAAAUAGCCAGAUAGAUGUGGUGUGAUUGUUAAUUUAGAAAACUAUUCACUGAGAUCAAAUAACAUGGCUUGAAGUAAAUAUAUAGGUCACCGUAUGGAACCCGAUAUUAUAUUGUGAGCUAUAAAUGGGAAACAAUUCAAAAGACAAUAGCAUCUGCCUGCUUUAUGCUUAAAUUUAAAAAAAUAAAUAUGACUGAUAUAAAGCAAUGACUUUCCUUUUAGUUUAGUUUUGAGAUAUUUUUAUUUAUUCUAAAGAUUCAAAUUUAAAAGGUUUGUGCUGUAUGCUCAGAUUUAGAUAAAGAUAAUUACUUGUUUAAAGGUCUCCCCUCAUAUAGGACACCAUCAAAAAUGUAAAUUACAUAUUAUCACCAUUAUAUUAAAGAACAUAUUAUCAUUGAGGUUCUCAAACAAGUUAUUUUUUUCAUAGUAUAAUUGUUAUUGUAUAUUUGUCAUGUAUAGUAUUACACAUUUUAUAAUGAGUUUUGUAAUAAAAAUUAUCAACGUG
Molecule: messenger RNA, 6488 nt
Organism: Mytilus californianus (California mussel)
Lineage: Eukaryota; Metazoa; Mollusca; Bivalvia; Mytilida; Mytilidae
Exons: 14
Coding region: 96-3311 (1071 amino acids)
Biological process (GO): signal transduction
Molecular function (GO): protein binding
Source: RefSeq, a predicted model, not a curated record